This is a messenger RNA of Coffea eugenioides, 1052 nucleotides long. RefSeq names its product transcription factor bHLH18-like. Gene Ontology annotation, molecular function: protein dimerization activity. The coding region runs from base 7 to 1038 and encodes 343 amino acids. The transcript is spliced from 3 exons. The record is from RefSeq and is a predicted model, not a curated record. Lineage: Eukaryota; Viridiplantae; Streptophyta; Magnoliopsida; Gentianales; Rubiaceae.
CAGGGAAUGGAGGAUCCAUUGUCUAAUGAUGACUUUAAUAUCAUGGACUUCUUGAACGAUGAAUUAUCUGCUGCGCUUGCCGACGACUUCCAAAACUCUUCUUUUCCAGAAGGGAAUCCGUCUUUCUCCAAUAUCUUUCCAAGCUGCAACUCCACUCCUGCAUUGUGUGAACCUUCAGUGAUGGAAGCUCAUCCUGUUGGUUUCGAAACACCAGCCAAACAGCACAAGACUAAUGGCUACAACUCGUCGAACAUCCACAACAUGCCAAAUUUUGGUCAAGCUUCUUCUUCUCCAAUGAUUCUCACUUUUGGGAAUCCAAAUAUGCCAGAAAUAAAUCCUCAUCAAGUGACUCUAGUAACCUUGAACCCUGAGGAUGAUGCAGUGUCUGAGGUUUUGACAUCCCAUGGUUCAUUUGCAAAACUUGAUGAGGCUGCUAAAACUACCGUCCAAACAAAAGCAAAGAAACCUGGUGGUCGUGUUAGGCCACCAUCACAAACCUAUGAUCACAUAAUAGCAGAAAGAAAGCGACGCGAGCAGCUCAGCCAGAGAUUCAUGGCUCUUUCCGCCAUAGUUCCUGGCCUCAAGAAGAUGGAUAAAAGUUCUAUUCUUGGAGAUGCCAUCGAGUACCUAAAACAUCUUCAGGAGAGAGUAAAGACACUGGAGGAGAAAGCUGCUAGGCAAACCAUGGAGUCUGUGGUGCUUGUGAAGAGAUCACAACUCUUACUUGAAGAUGAAGGAUCUUCAGAUGAGGUGGCUGGCCCGAAUGAGCAGCCACUGCCCGAAUUUGAAGCUAAAGUGUGCGACAAGAAUGUUCUUUUAAGAAUACAUUGCAAAAAUUAUAAAGGGGUGCUCAUCAAAAUUCUCUCUCAGAUAGACAAGCUCAAUCUUGCUGUAGUGAAUACUUGUGUUUCCCCAUUUGGGAAUUUUGCUCUUGACAUUACAAUUAUCGCAGAGGCGGAGAAAGAAGUCAACCUGACAACAAAAGAACUGGUCGAUACUCUUCGAUCUGUCCUCCAACAAGGCAAGCAUGCCGCUUAGUCUUAAGUAAAAGA